GGAGCAACGCAGCCCUGUACAUCUUCACACCAGCAAACUUAUCAAUAUUCAUGUUCUGGUCAAAAUGGAUGAUUUAGCAACUCUUCCCGAGAGUAUUAGACAAAUACAUCAGACCUUGAGCCCUUAUAUCAAGCAAAGACAAGAUGCCCUACACGUUCGGCAUGUUCUCGCUGCCCACUUAAAUUCCAAUGUGAACUCUGGAGACAGCAUCUUGACACCUGCAACUUUGUCUCUUGCAGAACCUGCCUCUGAAGUGACACAAGGCUUAGGCUUUCCGGGCGUUCAGCAUGAUUACCUACGCAGCCUUCAAGCUAAUUUGAAGGCUCAAAGAGACUUUGCAGCAAUCAGUUCACAGCGUGAUGAGCUAGAAUCUCACAGCGAGAUUCAAGCAAGGACUCUUGAUAAAGUUGCAUCUAAGGAGAUGGCUUUACAUGCUUUCUUAGAUCUAGAAAAGCUGCGCCAGAGGAAGGAGCGUCUUCGCAUCAUUCAAGAUGUCGUGGAUCAACUUGCACAGAAGCCUGCAGCGACACAAGACUAUCUCGACUUGAAGAGCGUGGACGUGCUGAAAAAUAUUGGUUCUUUACCGCCGGUUCCACCGAGUGUUAUGGCACCGAUAGAACAUCUUCAAGAUUCUGAGAGAACUGAUCUGAAAUCGCUCGUCGAUCGAUUAGAGAAGUCAGUUUUACGUGCACAACUUCUUCUCAAAAAAGAACAAAAGUUAUUGGCAAAAGUCAGAACUGAUGCUGGUACACCAAGGGAUCAGCAAGAACGGGAUGUUCGACAACAAGCACUAGAAGCAACUCGUAAUGAGUUGAUCAACUGGAUCGAGACGGAAUUAGGAAAGGCUGGAGAGUCGCCAGCAGCAUCAGAGGGACAAAAUUCAAGCAUACCUGAGCACAUUGGAAAGGAAUACAUUGAGUCUCAGCUUGCAUCCAUAAAGCAAAUAUAUGGACAAUACCUUGAAAUUAGGAAAAGAUUACUUGUCGCUGCUACUGAAAAUCUUACUACAGCACUUCCCACAGAAGUCGGAAUAGAGGACUCCUCUGAUAUGCUCAUAGAUGAGCCUACAAAUGACAUCCCUAAUUCCAGAAACGCGUCGACAUUCUCUUACCUGGAAGACCUGGUUCUCAUUUCAAACGAGCAGAAAUCUACUAUACAGCAGAGAUCUUACCUCACCAGCAGUCUCGCAAAACAAUGCAAAGAAGCCAGCAAAGAUCUAGACAGGCUAGUCGAUGAAAGCCAUCUCUUGCCUACCUAUCCUAUGCAGACUGUUAACAAUCCUCAACGGAAGAGACUGGGAGAGCCAAUUUCGUUUGAACAAGAAAUUUCGAAUAGUGAUAAGCCAACUUUAUCCACCAGAGCCAAAGCUUGGGUCUUUGCAGCUGAAUCGAGUAGCAUCGCGACUAAGGAAGCAGUUUUGGAAAGAUUGGAAGAUGGGGAAUCUGCUCUUGCAGGAGCCUAUCAAACUCUCAAAGAUCUUCAGCGUCUUUUAGGGUGUCUUCCCGAGGAACAAGGCGCCGAAGAAGGCAGACAAAAGUUGGGAAUCUCGAAUAUUGGUGGAGUUUGGUCUACUCUAGAUGGCAAUCUCGGAGUUAUAAGGACAGACGAUUUAACGUCGGAUUGAUCACAAUCGUCGGAGGUUGGUCUCGUGGGUUGUGAUGUUUAGGAUUCAAACGUCAAUGUUCACAUGGAUACUUUCAGACUUGAUUCAGCAACAUUGUUCUGAGCUAAUGCAGAUGGUUUGUUCGAACUUGAAGGUGUAGAUUGUCGGUUCAAUUAAGGUCUAUAUGUCACUGAGCAGAAUCUGCCCUUAGGUUAAGCUGACAGAACCAAUGUUCUGGUUAAAUUUGUAAAAGCGAAAUAUUCUGUUAGAUGGAGGUGCUAAAUAGCCAUCCUUGAAGUCAAAUUUGGAAUCAAUUUUUGCAGUACCAUACAAUAUGAUUCGAACACUUCCUUUGAUACCAAUGCUUUCGAAUCGAAAUGACAGACAACAGAAUUAUAAUGCA
Botrytis cinerea B05.10 is the source of this 2006-nucleotide messenger RNA. RefSeq lists its product as hypothetical. Lineage: Eukaryota; Fungi; Ascomycota; Leotiomycetes; Helotiales; Sclerotiniaceae. Bases 65 to 1624 code for a protein of 519 amino acids. The transcript has a single exon. The record is from RefSeq and is a predicted model, not a curated record.